CUAUAAAAACAUUGGAUCUUGAACACUUAAGAACCUCUUGAAUCUUACCAAGUUUUCAAGAAAGUAAAACCUAAAGAAAAGUGAAUACACAGAAGAAUAUGAGUUACUAUCAGUACGGGAGAAGAAACAACUCAAUCUUUGAUUCGUUCACUCUAAAUCCAGUACCAUAUCCAGUUCUUCUAAUCUUUGCAGUGAUCUCACUCUUUCUUGGGAUUUCUUGGUACUUUAGCUAUGAAGAAAUGGUGGAGAGUGCCGAGGAGCAAAUGAACUGGCUGCUUUUGAUCGUACCAUUAGUUCUACUCUUUGCUGUUCGUUGGCUAUCUUCUAUGGAAAAUCCUGAUCUGCUCUUUGCGAAAUCUCCGUGGGAUUGGAAGCGCGGGACCCACCACCGUCCUGCUCCGGAGGGAUCCUCGCCGUGGGGCGUGGCGGCUUUGAUUGUGUUGCUUCUUGUUUUGGUGCAGUUUCAGUCUGCUUUUCUUGAUAGCUGGUUUUGAUAUUAUGGUGAAGAGUGAAAAUUAGCUAGCUAAUUUGUGUUUAUUAUGUGUAUGAUAUAGAUAGAUGAAUUAUGGACUUUAUAGGGGUGCUACGUAUGCACUUAUACCAUCGGCGAGGCACGGUGAGUGGCGGUUCCCUAGUCAUCGGGCGUUCCUUAUCCCCCUGCUUCGAAUAUCGAAUAUUUGUUAUUUUAUACUAUAUUUUUCUCUUUACUUUUCUA
Molecule: messenger RNA, 715 nt
Organism: Mercurialis annua (annual mercury)
Lineage: Eukaryota; Viridiplantae; Streptophyta; Magnoliopsida; Malpighiales; Euphorbiaceae
Exons: 1
Coding region: 99-494 (131 amino acids)
Source: RefSeq, a predicted model, not a curated record